Ixodes scapularis (black-legged tick) is the source of this 1060-nucleotide messenger RNA. RefSeq lists its product as uncharacterized. Bases 194 to 1060 code for a protein of 288 amino acids. Lineage: Eukaryota; Metazoa; Arthropoda; Arachnida; Ixodida; Ixodidae. The transcript has a single exon. The record is from RefSeq and is a predicted model, not a curated record.
GUUCCCUAGCCGCCCGACCUACCUGUCGAGCGAAGCCACAAGAAGAGAAGAUCCCGACUCCAAGCGGGCGCGCAUGGAGCAUGCUGCUAUGCAAAAAGCUAUCGCGGAGUCCGAGGAGAUGUUUAACAGGGCACACGAAUAGGACAAAGUCCAUUCUUUAGGAGAACUAAUCGGACACUUGCGGAGCAAGGAGAUGAAGUUUUGGAACAUAAUAGAAAAAAACGAAAGGUUUGUUAUUAUCCACAUCGUCGACGAUGAGGCCCCGUGGCUGAGGUACUCUGUCUGCGUAAAACGAGACAUGAGCGUGACACUACAUGUCAUGAAAACGGCGGUAAAAAAGUUAGGUGCAAAUCUGGUCGUUCCAGAAAUUGCCGACAGUAAGAAGGGCAUAGUAGAACUCCUCGAAGGCAUCGAGAAGUGGGACGGGAACCUGAUUUCCAACUCAGUCGAGGAAAUUUUCGAGGCUAUUUGCCUACUGCUGGAUCAGUUGUCCACGUCCCACGCAGAAGACGACGCCGACUCCAUUCGAUUUCUGCGAAAGCAAGUAAGCUUGUUCCCAGCGAAAAAACAGCGCAGACGCUACUCUGCAGAUUUCAUGGUGUUCUGUUUCAUUCUUUUCACCAUAUCGCCCCAUGCGUACACUUAUAUACGCAGCCAUGGAAGCGUCACUUUGCCGCAUCCCAUGACGAUCAGAUCGGUAUGCUCCUUUUAUGGCAUGAGCCCUCAACAAGAGCAUCAGAACGAAGCAUUCCUCAGUUACAUGGCGAGAAGAAUUUCUGACCUCAAAGAUGACCAGCGCUUCGUCACCGUAAUGGUAGACGAAAUACACAUCAAACCUCACUUUGUAUACAAAGGGGGCAAUAUAACCGGAGCUGCGCUUAACUCAAAUGAAGCUGCAAACUGUGCGCUCGUUUUCAUGGUGCGCAGCCUGAAGUGCCAAUUCAAAGAAGUUGCGCACAUCGUGCCAGUGCACAGACUAGACGCGGAGUUCCUGCACAAGAUGCUGAAAGAUGUGAUUUGCGGCUGGAAAAGAUUGGGUACCGCGUUGUGUGCGUCGUGA